AUGCCUCGCUCCCCGCCACGCCUCCUCUCGGCCCUCCUCGCCCUCUCGCUACUCCUCGUCCUCGGCGCACGCCUCUUCCCCCCACUCCGCUACCUCCUCUGGAGCUUCCUGCUCGGCGGCGCCUGCACCCUCCUCGGCCUGCUGGCUCUGCUGGCCCUCACCGCCAAUCAACACCCCCCCGACAGCGCCCUCCGCACCAUCAAGCCCCUCGCCUUCACCCACCCCACCAAGUGGACCGCUUCCCUCGACGCCCUCACCACCGCCGACACCUUCCACCGCACACCCCUGCACCCACCCUCCUUCCUCCUCUCCGACACGCUCGACUCCCUCAUCGACACCAUCCUCCGCACCUUCGUCACCUCCUGGUACCGCAACAUCACCCCCGACCCCUCCUUCCCCACACACCUCGACCGCACCAUCCGCCACGUCCUACAAACACUCCAAUCCCGCCUCGCCCCACUCGACCUCGUCUCCAUCACCGUCUCGCGCAUCGUCCCCCUCCUCACCGCGCACCUCCACGACUUCACCGCCGCAGAGCGCCUCGUCCGCGGAAAGAACCUCAACAAGAACCUCACAGAGAGCGCCGAGCUCGACCUCGCCAUCGCCGCAAAGUACCGCGAGGGCCGCCUCCACCCCGCCGCCGGCCUGCGCAACUCGGACACGCACGCCGCGCAGACGGCGCAUCUGCGCAGCCUCGUCGAGCGUGUCCUGCCGCACCUGCUGCCCCAAGAGGAGCUGGCGUCGCCGCUCGUGCGCGUGCUGGUGCGGGAGCUGGUCGCGGGCGCGGUGCUCGCGCCUGUCUUGGCUAUGCUGGCCGAGCCGGACUUUUGGAAUCAGUUUGUCGAGGCGAUCGGCCGCUCCACACUGCAAGACCGCAAGACCGUGCGCAAGCUCCGCGCCGCACUCGACCAGCACGCCACUCCCGCCGCAACCAAGCGCUCCUCCUCCUCCUCAACGGCCGGACAACAGGCGCCGCAAAAACCGUUCGUGCGCCUCGGCCCCAAAGACGACGAACGCACGUUCGAGCGCUUCAUCCGCUCCAUCCGCCUCUGCACGAACCUGAGCGACGCGCGGCGGCUGCGCAACGAGAUCAGCGCGCAGCUGAAGCGCGAUGGGCGCGUGGAGGGGAACGAGGGGUGGGCGGUGUAUCUCAAGCGCCUGGAGACGGGCAAGCGGGUUGUGGACCAGAAGGUUGCGUCGUUGUCGGCGGCGGCGGCCGGGGGAGGGGUGGGAGGAGGAGCGGGAGCGGGAGCGGGUGGGGGGGGACCGGGGGGACCGCUGAGGAGUAUGAGUGAGACGUUUGUGGGCGGGAGGAAGGCACCGAGUCGGUUGGAGAGUGCGACGCUGGAUCAGGUGUUGAGGGACUCGGCGGGGUUGUCGUAUUUCAUGGAACACAUGGACCGCCAAAAGCACCUCGCCCACGUCCAAUUCUGGCUGGUAGUCGACGGCCUCCGCAACCCCCUCGAAGAAGACAUCACCUCCAGCGACUCCGAAUGCGAGUCCGUCUCCACCACCACAACCUCCAUCCCCCCCUGGACCCCCUCCGACCGCAACGACCUCGCCCAGAUUCAUGACGCAUACCUCUCCAUCCCCGAGCUGCACAUCAGCGACCGCUCGCGCGCAGCCGUCAGCGAGUUCCUGGCCGCCGGAAGCAAGGCAACACAGGCGCAGUAUGUCAAGGCCCGCGCGGCGAUCCUGCGCGCCCAGACGGGCGUGUUUGAGGAGAUGCAGAAGAAGGACUUUGUGGACUUUCGCGCGAGCGGCCUGUUUUAUAAGUAUCUUGCCUCUGACGAGGCGGGCGCCGCCGCUGGGGCGUCCGCGGCGGCAAUGGCAACGGUAACGACAGACCUGCACCGGAGCAGUAGCUGGACCGAUACCGCGCACGCUGCCACUAGCACUUCCUCGCCCACCGAUCUCACCACCAUGGAAGACUCGCUCAGCUCCUCGCGGCACUCGCUCGACGGCCCCAGGGCGGAGCUAGAUGACUGGGACCAGGACGCACUCAGCGCCUCCCGCACCUCCCUCGAAGACCGCCGCAACAGCGCCAACGGCACGCCCGAGAACGGCAUCGUCGAGGCCAUGGAGGCCGCGCUCAACGACAUCAUCGACUCGCUCGGCCUGGUAGGGGGCAGCACCCGCGACGCCGUCUUUGCGGACGAGCUGUUCCCCGACGACGACGCGCCCGAGUAUGCGUCCGACCCGUCCGGCGGCGAGGAGGAGGACGACGACGACGGCGUGGUGCAUCAGGCGGCGCCCGGCGACCUCGGGCUGGCGGAGGCGAUCAGUGCGCUGAGCUUUGAUAUUGGCAAGUUGGGGGGGCAGGAGGCGGUGGUGGAGAGUCUGCUGAGGAAGGCGGAGCUGACGGGGAAUGUGGUUGAGUUGCGGAUUUUGAGGAAGAGUCUGGCGAGUUUGCAGAGGGAGGUGAGGAGGAAGGAGCUGCAGAGGCAGAUGUAUAUUGUGCAGGAGAGUGAUAAUGGGUUGUUUGGACGAUCAACCAUCCGCAUCAAAAGCACCAUGGUCGGCAACGAGAACGGGCAAGAGUACGCACUGUACAUAAUCGAAGUGCAACGAAAAGGCGGCGAACAGAUGCCGGCGGCCCAAUGGGCCGUGGCCCGCCGCUACAGCGAGUUCUUCCAGCUCAACCAGGCCCUGCGCGCGCGCUUCGACUCGGUCAAGGCGCUCGACUUUCCCCGCCGCCGCGUGGUCAUGAAGCUCCAGAAGGACUUUCUCGAGAAGCGGAGGGUCGCGCUGGAGAAGUACCUCAAGUCUGUGUUACUGAUACCCGACGUCUGCCGCUCCCGCGAGCUCCGCGCCUUCCUCAGCCAACAAAGCAUCGCCCCGGCGCUACCGGGCUCCCCCUCCUCCCGCCGCGCCGGCAACGGCACAAGCGGCACCGACAUCAUCAGCCGCCUCUACAGCACGCUCGCCGACGGGAUGGAAGACGUCCUCGGCACACUCCCGCCGCUGCCCACCGACACCUCGUCGUCGUCGUCCAAAGCACGCGUCGACGCAGCAGAGGCCGAAAAGGAGCUCAGCGCCUUCGAGGACAAGGAGCUCGAGCCGUUCGUGAAGCCCAUCUGCGACCUCUUCCUCGAGGUAUUUGAGCUCAACCGCGGGCGCAGCGGGUGGCUAAGGGGUCGGGCCGUCGUGGUGGUGCUGCAUCAGCUGCUCGGGGGCACGAUUGAGAGGAAGGCGAGGGAGCAGGUCAGGGUCGUGACGGGCGAGGAGAGCGUUAUUGGGUAUGUGAAGAUGCUGAGGGAGGCGUUGGUGCCAGGGGUGGAGAGGAAGGUGAGGACGCAGAAGGAGAGGGUGAGGACGAGGGAGCAGGCGGGGGCUAUGUUGGCGACGUUGUUGCCUGAUGUGGCUGCGAGUGUGGUGGGAAGAGCUAAUGCGCAGGCCGCGGGGCGGAGACUCUUUGCUGCGUUUAACAACCAGCGUUUGAAUACAUCAAUCAUCUACGCCAUCGUCGACGAGAUUGUCGCCGCUGUUUUUAACGAUCCCAAGCAGCCGUGA
This is a messenger RNA of Morchella importuna, 3513 nucleotides long. RefSeq lists its product as uncharacterized. Gene Ontology annotation, cellular component: intracellular membrane-bounded organelle. NCBI's taxonomy places the organism in Eukaryota, Fungi, Ascomycota, Pezizomycetes, Pezizales, Morchellaceae. The record is from RefSeq and is a predicted model, not a curated record. The coding region runs from base 1 to 3513 and encodes 1170 amino acids. The transcript has 9 exons. Gene Ontology annotation, molecular function: phosphatidylinositol binding.